AUGAAUCUGAAUAAAUAAUAUUUAAUUCUGAAUGCACCUGGUUUAUCAGGAGAUUUUUACACAAAUGUAUUAGAAUGGUCUGCAUAAAACUUAAUUAUAGUAGGUUUAAAUAAUUACGUAUACACUUGGUCACCUUAAAAACGCAAUACUAAUAAUAUAAUCUAAGAUUUGACUUCCAGUACAAAUAUACAGGCAAUCAGUUGUAAUUGGGAUGGCCAUUUAUUAGCCGCAGCAGACGAAGUUGGAGAAAUAAAAAUAUAUGAUCUUGCCAAAUAAGCAAUUUUUUAACAAUAUAAAGCCCACGAAAAUAAAAUAGGAGCUAUAGCUUGGAAUAAUAAUUUAAUAACUACCGCAUGUAAAGAUUCUUCAAUAAAAAUAAGAGACAUUCGUUAAAAAGCGGAUAUAUAAACAUUAAACUUUCAUAAAGAUUAAGUUUGUGGUAUAAAAUGGUCAUGUGAUGGAAAUAAUUUAGCCUCAGGAGGAAACGAUAAUAAAUUAUAUGUAUAUAAUUUAAAAAUGAAUAAAAGAACAUCCUCUUUGAAAUCUCAUGUAGGCGCCGUAAAAGCAUUAGCAUGGUCCCCACACAAUUAAAAUAUUCUAGUUUCAGGAGGAGGAAAUAAAGACUAAACUUUAAAAUUUUGGAAUAUUUAAACUAAUUAGUUAAUUAAAAGUAUACAUACAGGUAGUUAGAUUUGUAAUAUGCAUUAUUCUAAAAACUUUAAUGAAAUUGUUACUACUCAUGGGUUUUAACUUAAUUAAAUUUCACUAUGGAAUGCUAAUGAUUAUUCUUAAAUUACUACUUUGUAUGGACAUUCUGAAAGGGUAUUAUAUUUGGCAGCGUCUCCAGAUUAAGAAGAUAUUGUUACAGGAUCGGCAGAUGAAACUUUGAGAUUUUGGAAAAUUUUCCCUAGUUUACCAAAAAUUGAUAUUAAUAAUUAAUAAAGUAAAUUAAAUCCUUUAUGGCUUAAUUAAAAAUGGGGUUCAUCUAUAUCUGUAACUUUGCAAUAUCUUCUUUUUAAAAAGGCUUUGAGGACUUAGGUAUUUACAGGAAACUAGGCUUAGUAGUAAACUAAAAAUAAUAAAAAUUAAGAAAAGGAUUAAAAUGUUCCUGAUAUUAAUAAUUUAAUGACUGUAGAUGUAAGUGAAUGCUUAUAUUUCUAUUGGGGAUUCGUUUCUUUUAUAGUUUCUUUUAUAAAAGUUAUAAUAAUUUUGUGUAUUUUAUAUUAUAAGAUGGGAAAUUCUAUGUUUUUGGGUUUAUAUGUGUUGAUAGGAUCCUUUGCUGCUAAUUUAGCUUCUACUUUUAUGACUUUAUUUAUGUAUUAAAAAAUCUAUUAAAAGAAAGAUGGAAGGGUUUCUUUAAGUAAGGAUGUUAUUGAAGGAAUAAAAAGUAUAAAAUACUUGGGUUGGGAAUAAAUAUUUGAAAAGAAAAUUAUGAAUCUGAGAUUUUAAGAAUUCAAAUUUAUAUCAGGGUCUAAACUAUUUGAAGGAGUUGAAUUUAAUAAUUCAAUGUUUUUACGAUAAUUGCUCUUUUUGGGUAAUUAAAUUAUCCUCUAGGAGUUAUUCCGUGGACUUUGGGGUAUGUAAUGA
Messenger RNA from Ichthyophthirius multifiliis, 1587 nucleotides. RefSeq lists its product as hypothetical. Gene Ontology annotation, molecular function: protein binding; ATP binding; ABC-type transporter activity. The record is from RefSeq and is a predicted model, not a curated record. The transcript has 6 exons. Gene Ontology annotation, cellular component: membrane; anaphase-promoting complex. NCBI's taxonomy places the organism in Eukaryota, Ciliophora, Oligohymenophorea, Hymenostomatida. Gene Ontology annotation, biological process: positive regulation of ubiquitin protein ligase activity; anaphase-promoting complex-dependent catabolic process; transmembrane transport.